UCCGGUACACUUGCGCAUUUGAUACUUCCUUUUUUCAAUCCACUAUGUCGAAGAGAGGACGUGGAGGUUCCGCGGGAGGAAAAUUCCGUAUCUCGCUGGCUCUGCCAGUUGGGGCAGUUAUCAACUGCGCUGACAACACAGGGGCCAAGAACCUGUAUGUUAUUGCUGUGAAGGGCAUCAAGGGUCGUUUGAACAGAAUGCCAGCAGCUGGAGCUGGAGACAUGAUUGUAGCCACCGUCAAAAAGGGCAAGCCAGAACUCAGAAAAAAAGUAAUGCCUGCUGUGGUGGUGCGGCAACGUAAAUCAGUCCGGAGGAAGAACGGGGUGUUUAUAUACUUUGAAGACAAUGCCGGGGUGAUAGUGAAUAACAAGGGAGAAAUGAAAGGGUCUGCUAUCACUGGUCCUGUAGCAAAGGAAUGCGCAGAUUUGUGGCCCCGUAUUGCAUCAAACGCCAGUUCUAUCUCGUAGAAUACCACUGUAAAUAAAUGUCUUCAAAGGGA
Messenger RNA from Pecten maximus, 499 nucleotides. Its product is annotated as 60S ribosomal protein L23. Gene Ontology annotation, cellular component: cytosolic large ribosomal subunit; ribosome. Lineage: Eukaryota; Metazoa; Mollusca; Bivalvia; Pectinida; Pectinidae. The record is from RefSeq and is a predicted model, not a curated record. The coding region runs from base 45 to 467 and encodes 140 amino acids. The transcript has 5 exons. Gene Ontology annotation, molecular function: large ribosomal subunit rRNA binding; structural constituent of ribosome. Gene Ontology annotation, biological process: translation.